Nannospalax galili (Upper Galilee mountains blind mole rat) is the source of this 2826-nucleotide messenger RNA. RefSeq names its product solute carrier family 46 member 3 (gene Slc46a3). Bases 393 to 1778 code for a protein of 461 amino acids. The transcript is spliced from 6 exons. Gene Ontology annotation, biological process: vacuolar transmembrane transport. NCBI's taxonomy places the organism in Eukaryota, Metazoa, Chordata, Mammalia, Rodentia, Spalacidae. The record is from RefSeq and is a predicted model, not a curated record. Gene Ontology annotation, cellular component: lysosomal membrane. Gene Ontology annotation, molecular function: transmembrane transporter activity.
UGCCCAACCGCUAGAGCUCUAAGGAGGACAGUGACAGUGCGGGGCGGCAACCCCACCUCCCCACAGCCAGUGAUGCUUGGUGGUGAGGCUGAGUCACCGCGGGGGCCGCAGACUGAGCGACUGUGAUCCCGCCGGGAGCAGCGGGGUCCAAGUCCGCGGGAGCAGCGAGGAGCGUCCACUGCCACUCGGGACCAGGAAGUGCGCUGGCCUCAGAGGGGUCCAGUUCCUCGGGUUCCCGGGUCCCGAGCCGCUCGACGCGCCUCGAGCCUGCACCCGCGGAGACCGGGUGCUGAGCUGAGCAGCCGAAGACAAGGCCCUGAAAAUGGUUUCACCUGCACCCAGCCUGGCAGGAAGACCGUAAUUGCGGGAUCUCACCUACCUACCCAAGAAAUAUGAAGGUUUCUGUCAUUGAGCCGGCCAUUCUCCUUAAUGCAUUUGCUAUGACUCUGACCAUCCCACUGACAGCGCAGUAUGUGUAUCGGAGAAUAUGGGAAGAAAACGGCAACUACACCUUUGGGUCGGACAGCAACUUUUCUGAAUGUGAGCAAAACCAAAGCGACCCAGUCUUUCAAUUCAGGGAGGAAGUUCAGAAAAAAACAUCUCUUUUCAACCUGCAGGUAGACAUAAGUGGGCUAAUUCCUGGUCUGCUGUCUACGUUCAUACUUUUGUCCAGUAGCGAUAACCAUGGACGGAAACUUCCCAUGGUUUUAGCUUCCAUUGGAGCUCUUGGGACCAACAUUUGGCUCUGUUUGCUGUCCUAUUUUGCCUUUCCAAUCCAGCUUCUGAUUGCAUCUACCUUCAUUGCUGCUCUUUUUGGCAAUUACACCACAUUUUGGGGAGCUUGUUUUGCCUACAUAGUGGAUCAGUGUAAAGAAGACAAGCAAAAAACCAUUCGAAUAGCUGUCAUUGACUUUAUGCUUGGACUUGUUACUGGGCUAACAGGCCUGUCCUCUGGCUAUUUUAUCAGAGAACUGGGUUUUACAUGGUCGUUUUUCAUUAUUGCUGUAGUUCUUACCAUUAACUUGAUCUACAUUUUAUUUUUCCUCAAUGAUCCCAUAAAAGAGUCUUCCUCUCAAGUUGUUACUAUGUCAUGUAUUGAAAGCUUUAAAGACCUAUUUUACCGAACUUAUAUGCUUUUUAAAAAUGGUUCUGGUAAGCGGCGGUCUUUACUCUUUUUGUUGAUUUUUACCAUAGUCAUUUAUUUUUUCGUGAUAAUUGGUGUUUCCCCUGUUUUCACACUCUAUGAGCUGGGUUCUCCCCUCUGUUGGAAUGAGAUUUAUAUAGGCUAUGGGUCAGCUUUGGGCAGUGCUUCCUUUUUGAGUAGCUUCCUAGGCAUAUGGCUUUUUUCUUACUGCAUUAAUGAUAUCCACAUGGCCUUCAUUGGAAUUUUUACCACCAUGGUAGGAAUGGCUCUCACUGCUUUUGCCAGAACCACACUGAUGAUGUUCUUAGUCAGGGUGCCGUUCCUUUUUGUCAUCAUGCCACUCUCUGUUCUGCGGUCCAUGUUGUCAAAAGUGGUUCACUCUACUGAACAAGGUGCACUGUUUGGUUGUAUUGCUUUCUUAGAAACACUUGGUGGAGUCACAGCAGUUUCUGCUUAUAAUGGAAUUUAUUCAGUCACAGUUGCUUGGUUCUCUGGCUUCACUUUUCUGCUGUCUGCUGGUCUCCUAGUCCUUCCAGUGAUCAGUCUAUGUGCUGUCGCGUGCAUUGGCUGGGACGAGGGAAGCUACGUGCUGCUCACACAGGAAGACACCAGUGAACACACAUCAGACAGAUGACUAAACAAUAACACACACAUCACCCGGGACUUCUGAAGAUUAUAAACCCCAUCAUCAGUGUUUUGCCAGCAAUCAUGUUACAGGAUCCUUCCUUCUAAACUGAGCAAGCUGCGAAGCAGUGCCUGGUUCUGCUGCUCGCCAGCUGCCCAUCGCACUGUUUGCUUCAGAACAGCAAAGAACAAUCUCAAAGCCCUUCCACAUCUCCAUGUAGAAAGGAAACAAAACGGAGAGUUUAGCAAGCUUUGGUAAGGUCCAAAGCAAUAAUCUCCCUGGUGGGCUCUCACAUGGAAACCAGGAAAUAGUCUUUACCUCAGUUGUUCUAGCUGCACAAUGAGUUUCUGACCUCUCAGGGAUUUUGAAAACAUAAUGAAAAAUUAUGAAAUAAUCAAUGCUGAGAAGAUACUUCAAAUAUUUAUAAUAGAAUUCUUCCAAUACUUGAGUAAUGCUUUUUGUUUUUGAAAGCCCAUCAAGGCAUUAUUAAUGGACAUGAAAUCCUUACCAGAGAAGCACUUUAAAGUAUUUUUCACUUUUCCUACUAUUUUCAUCAGUGACAAGCAUGAUGAUAUUUUUAUACGUAACAGGGGUAAGUGGGUAAAAGAUAAGAUUAUAAAUAAAAUUGUCUUCAAUUUUAACACUGAGCAUACAACUCAUUGUGGUGAAAAAUGUCUAGCACAUUAGAGCCAGUGCUCAUUCCACAGCUCAACAGAAGUCUGUGAUGGUCCACACACCCUGGCUGGCCAGCCCCGCUGCUGAGCUUUCUUACCUUCUCGCACCCAGGCUCCCCACCAUACUGAGAGGGACAUUCUAAAGUAGGGUACAGACCUUACCCUUUCCAGCUACCCUCUUGCAGCAGCUGUUGCCCACAGAAAAAUGGUCAGGCAAGCAAGUGACCGCAGUCUGACUCCUCCGCAUCCUGGGUGGCAAUAUAUUACAUCUGCCUUUGGAUCUCCCUAGUUCCCAGAACACUACCUCCUGUCCUGCCUCUAUGCCUUUUUAUGGUUACUUGUCCUUUCUCCUGCCUUAUAUUAAACUGCCAUCUCUGCCAAAA